AUGCGGUUGCUUGCAGUCACAGGAGUGGUCGAAGAGAGCCUUCGGCGUUUUCGCUUGCCGCUCAUGCCUCCCAUCCCGUCGGCAGAACUGGCAUCGCUAGCUGCUGCCGAGAGCAGCCUGUCACCGAAGAAAGCCUGCAUCUGGUGGUCUGGGAAUAUUUCCUCCAAAUUUAACUUCUUCGUGUUUGCACAUUGCUCCUUACCGAAGGUGGGGACUACGGCGUCGAGUGGCAUUCUGGAGCCAGCGGUAACUGUUACUGCCGCUGAUGCAGCCGGCAAUUGUGAGUUCUUUGUCUGGGAAUUGACUAUGGAAUGA
Mesocestoides corti is the source of this 315-nucleotide messenger RNA. The record is from the annotation of a GenBank genome assembly. NCBI's taxonomy places the organism in Eukaryota, Metazoa, Platyhelminthes, Cestoda, Cyclophyllidea, Mesocestoididae.